Messenger RNA from Dothidotthia symphoricarpi CBS 119687, 150 nucleotides. RefSeq lists its product as uncharacterized. The transcript has a single exon. NCBI's taxonomy places the organism in Eukaryota, Fungi, Ascomycota, Dothideomycetes, Pleosporales, Dothidotthiaceae. The annotation marks the transcript as partial. The record is from RefSeq and is a predicted model, not a curated record.
GCUCUCUUCCUGCCUAUAGCUAAGUUUAAAGUAAACUUAAUAAUAAGCGCAAGCAUAGGCGUUUUACUAUUCUUAGUAACUAAAGGUUACAAGCCUUGCGCAGGACUAGAGCCCCUAACACCAACUACUGCUGCGUUAGGACUAGCCUAG